Molecule: messenger RNA, 3466 nt
Organism: Microcebus murinus (gray mouse lemur)
Lineage: Eukaryota; Metazoa; Chordata; Mammalia; Primates; Cheirogaleidae
Source: RefSeq, a predicted model, not a curated record
AAUAAAAAUAUUAAAAUAUGACUCAAUACUAAGACAAACAAGCAAAACAGAAAGGAACAAGCGAUUUCAAUAGAAAUUCUGCCAAGAAAAAUAUACAAUGGAUGAUAAGCACAAGAAAAAUACUCUCAGCACUUUUAGAAAACAAGCACAUGUCAAACAUAAUGAGAUUUCACUUCACUCUCACUGACUAUAAUAAAAAGUGCUGCCAGGAUGUGGAGAAAUUGAAGCCCUCAUAGAAGGCUGAUGGGAAUGAAAAAAGGUGCAGCCAAUGCGGAAAACAGUCUAGCAAUUCCCCAAAGGAUAAGCAUACAGGUAGGAUAUGACCCAGUAAUUCUACUUAUAGGCACAUACCAAAGGGAAAUUAAAAUAUGUCGAUGCAAAGCUUGUACGUGAAUGCUGAUUAACAACAUUAUUCAUAAAAGCCAAAAACCAAACAGAAUCAAUGUCCAUCACUUGAUAACUGAAUAAAUGAAAUAUUUAUAUCCAUACUAUGGAAUACUAUUUGGCACUAAGGAAUAGCAUGGAUGAUCCUCUUGAAACAUUAUGCUAAGUGAAAAAUGCCAAUCACAGAAACCACAUAUUUUUUAUUCUCUUUAUCAAACAAUCUAGAAAAAGCCAACUUAUAGAUAUAAAAACUAAAUUAAUGAUGGCCUAGAGCAGACAGGAUGGGGAUAUGCAGAGUGGGGAGAUAAAAGUAAAAGUGCACAGGGUUUCUUUUAGGGAGAUAAAAGUAUUUGUUGUAGUAGAUGCGCAAUUCUGUGAAUAUACUAAGAAAUAUUGAAUUUUAAACAAUAUAGUGAAUAAUAUGGAAUGUGCAUUAUAUACCAAAAGUUUUACAAAAAAAUAUUCGAGCCAUGAUAUGCGAGAAAUACUGACUCAGCUGUAUAAUUAUUUUAUUUCUAGUUCUGUGUGACAGGACUGCAGACCCAGGAGGCUCUCACUUGCCACCAUUUUUGACAGAACUCUAAAAUAUAUGACAUAAGACAUGUUACUUGCACUUGCAAGGUCAUCAAAGUUAGCUGGAUUAAUGCAUUUAUAAACAGAAAGGGACGUUAAACACACUUGAGUGAACACGAAGUCAUCUGCCUUUGCUCUGUCCACUUGGCAGCCACACUCUCAGACUGCUCAGAGGAUGGACUUACUUUGAAUGCAGGAGUUAAAUUUUACCUUAAUUAAUUUACUCUUGGUUUUAAGCAUGAGAAAUGACAGAAAGGACCAGCAACUCGAAUAAUAAGCAUUGCAUUUCACCAAGAUGGCUAUGAAAUUGGCUUCAGUUCUCCUGCUGAUGCAACUGAGUGGUCACUUUAGCUCUGGGACUUGUGGAAAGGUGCUGGUGUGGCCCACAGAAUACAGCCACUGGAUGAACAUGAAGACAAUCCUGGAUGAACUUGUCCAGAGGGGUCAUGAGGUGACUGUAUUGACACAUUCUGUUUCCAUUCUUGUUGAUCCGAAACAAGCAACCAGUAUUAAGUUUGAAGUUUUUCCUACAUCUUUAACUAAAAGUGAUUUUGAAGAUGUUAUCAUACAACUGAUCAAUAAAUGGAUAUAUGAUCUUCCAAAAGAUACAUUUUGGUCAUAUUUUUCACAGGUACAAGAAAUCACAUGGAAAUUUUCUGAAAUCAUGAUGAAAAUCUGUAAAGAUGCAGUUUUAAACAAGAAACUUAUGACAAGGCUACAAGAGUCAAAGUUUGAUGUGGUUCUUGCAGAUGCCAUUACUCCCUGUGGUGAGCUGCUGGCUGAGAUACUUAAAACACCCCUUGUGUACAGUCUCCGCUACUCUCCUGGCUACCAAUUUGAAAAGUCCAGUGGAGGACUUCUAUUCCCUCCUUCCUAUGUACCUGUUGUUCUGUCAGAAUUAAAUGAUCAAAUGACAUUCAUGGAGAGGGUAAAAAAUAUGAUAUAUGUGCUUUAUUUUGACUUUUGGUUCCAAACAUUUAAUAUGAAGGAGUGGGAUCACUUCUACAGUGAAGUACUGGGCAGACCCACUACAUUAUAUGAGACAAUGAAGAGAGCUGAUAUGUGGCUUAUUCGAACCUAUUGGGAUUUGGAAUUUCCUCGCCCACUCUUGCCAAAUAUUGAAUUCGUUGGAGGACUCCAUUGCAAACCUGCCAAAACCCUGCCUAAGGAGAUGGAAGACUUUGUCCAGAGCUCCGGAGAAAAUGGCGUUGUGGUGUUUUCUCUGGGGUCGAUGCUCAGUAACAUGACAGAAGAACGGGCCAAUGUGAUCGCUUCAGCCCUUGCCCAGAUCCCACAAAAGGUUCUUUGGAGAUUUGAUGGCAAGAAACCAGAUACCUUGGGACCCAAUACUCGGCUGUUCAAGUGGAUGCCCCAGAAUGACCUUCUUGGUCAUCCAAAAACCAAGGCUUUUGUAACUCAUGGUGGAGCCAAUGGUGUCUAUGAGGCCAUCUACCACGGGGUCCCCAUGGUGGGCAUCCCUUUGUUUGCGGAUCAACCAGACAACAUUGCCCACAUGAAGGCCAAGGGAGCAGCUGUUAGAGUGGACUUCAACACAAUGUCAAGUACAGAUUUGCUCAGUGCUUUGAAGACAGUCUUAAUAACCUAUGUGGAGUAUAAAGAGAAUGCUAUGAAAUUAUCAAGAAUUCAACAUGAUCAGCCAAUGAAGCCUCUGGAUAGAGCAGUCUUCUGGAUCGAGUUUGUCAUGCGCCACAAAGGAGCCAAACACCUUCGGGUUGCAGCCCACAACCUCACCUGGUUCCAUUACCACUCUCUGGAUGUGCUUGGGUUCCUGCUGGCCUGUGUGGCCACUGCUAUAUUCGUCAUCACAAAGUGUUGUCUGUUUUUCAACCGGAUGUUUGCUACAGCAGGAAAGAAAGAAAAAAGAGAAUAAUUAGAUGGAGGUUUGAAGCUGUAAUCCCUGAAGGAUGCAACUCCUCCAUUUUAUUCGAAGAAGAAGAGUUUAUGAUGCAAGAUUCCCUUCCUCCUGUACCACUAGACUUUUCACAAUUUAAUUUGUCAAAUCAAAGUUUGUUUCUGUCACUAUUGAUACAUUUUAAAAGUUAGAAAUAUUUUAUUCUGAAGUGAAAAGAAAAGCUGGGGGAAAAGUAAAAAUAAUUAAAUAUGAUAUGGGUUUGUGUAGACAUGUACUAUUCCAAUUCAGAAAUUAUAUCAAACUAUUUAUCAAAAUUUAUCAUUUCCAUAUUGUACAUGAACAUGAGACCAUCAAUAUAUCUUUGAUCAGUAUUAAUAUUGUUUUACACAUGCUUCGAAUUCUUUCCAUCAUUUGGGUAUAGUAUUUCGUAGUUUUAAUGUCUGUUGAAAACUGUCCAACCCUUACACACUGCUCACAACCCUGACUGGUGUGCUCUGCUGGGUCAGGCUCUCAGAUUUAAAAGGUGCUUCUUCUGCAUCCCUGGGAGCCCAGACUCACAGGAACUGCUAGAUUGCGAAUGGGAGGACCCAGAUAUGCAAUCAAGGCAACAACACUAUUGGCCAGCUCUUCCCCAGG